ACUCCUUCGUUAUUGGACACACACACUACAAUCGCACGGGUUCGUCCAAUUGGCAAGGGUAUCUUGCUCUUCGUUCCCCUCGCACUGUUGUGGAUGCACCCAUGUGCCAACGCCUCCGCCCGCCUGCGACAAAGAUUGAAUCAGCGCAACUGA
Bipolaris victoriae FI3 is the source of this 153-nucleotide messenger RNA. RefSeq lists its product as hypothetical. The transcript has a single exon. NCBI's taxonomy places the organism in Eukaryota, Fungi, Ascomycota, Dothideomycetes, Pleosporales, Pleosporaceae. The annotation marks the transcript as partial. The record is from RefSeq and is a predicted model, not a curated record.